Molecule: messenger RNA, 1152 nt
Organism: Aspergillus vadensis CBS 113365
Lineage: Eukaryota; Fungi; Ascomycota; Eurotiomycetes; Eurotiales; Aspergillaceae
Exons: 5
Coding region: 1-1152 (383 amino acids)
Biological process (GO): positive regulation of transcription by RNA polymerase II
Cellular component (GO): nucleus
Molecular function (GO): DNA-binding transcription factor activity; transcription cis-regulatory region binding
Source: RefSeq, a predicted model, not a curated record
AUGCCCAGAACAUCCAGCCACGCUUACGUGGUGGAUAUGUACGAAGACAGGUUUCAUCAAGCUCUUCACCACCUUUUCGAUGCGGCCAUCUCGACCCCCGCUUGGAAUCUUCGAUGCGAAUUACACCUUGGCACCUCUAUACUCCAGUUUCCCGGCCGCCCUGACCAGUUCUUCUCCCUCAUUCCCGUCGCUGCAGGAUCAGGACACUUCAGUCUCCGCCUACCCCAGUAUGGGGCCCGGAAAGUAUCCGCGAAAUGUCUCAUUCUGGCACAAUCCGCCCGCGCAACCCCAGCCGCCACUUCCUCCCACCGCCGUCGCCACCUCCUAUCCGUCCGUGCCCCCGAUGCUCCGGUCGCUCCUACAACCUACCUCCGAUCAGAAAAAGCCCAAGCGCACCUGAAGUGGCUGUCUCACCUGCCGAUCCCGUUGGCCACCUCAGGCGUAUCCAAGUCCGGGACCCGUACCGAGUCUAAGCCCAGAGGUUCACUAUUGCGUGGAAAUGGCUCUUCCAGCCACCCAGGAUCCGAAGACACCCGGGCCUUGGAGCCCAUCGCCGACGAGGGAGAUGGAACUAGUGUCAGGUCGAGUACCCGUCUGUCCCCGUCAGCUGCGCCUACGCCAACCACAUGGUCCAUAACCAAUCUCGCCAGAAGACAAAAUUGUCAGUCUUUGAAGCAGCGCGGAGGGAAACCUGUUGCGACCGACUCGGAACCGGCGCGGAUUGAGAAUAGCACUUCGCCGUCCGCGUCCACAAUUACGUUAUUUAGGUUCAACUCAUUAAGCGCUCGGUCGGCCAGUAUCGACGUGUCCCUGCCUAGACCAUAUGGAUCUACUUUGCCCAAUAUGGCACAUUUGGCCGACGAUCUGCAAUUCUAUCUCAACAUCAUUGAACUGGCGUUGCAACAUGGUUCUCUGUUGUAUGCUGUGGUGGGCUUCUCGGCAUAUCACCAUUGCGUUCAAAACAAUAGCGGAAAACUUUACAGCUUCCUGAAAUACUACAACAUCGCGUUGAAGCUCCUGCGCAAGUCCCUGAGCUCGGGUGAAUUACAUAAUGAGGCGACGCUGAUCACAGUGCUUGUCCUCGCCACUUUCGAGGAAUCUAUCGGUAACUGGGUCAACCUCAUGUGCACCAUCAGGCUGCACAAGCAUUAG